CCUGUUCUUUUCAUUCCCUCUGGGGCACCUGGCAUUGGCCACUGUUGGAAGACAGGCUAAUGGGCUAGAUAGACCUUGGGUCUGACCCAGUACGACCACUCUUAUGUUCUUAUGAAGAAUGCCCCCUUCUCCAUGAAAGAAUCAUCAACCCCACCUCCUGCAGUGCCUAAGUUUUCCUGGAAUGCUUCCCAUCCAAGGACUGGCCUAUAUAGCUUGUGAGAUAUGACCAUGUCCUGGCUUGCAGUGGUCUUGCUUGUAGGCAUCUUGAGGCACUGAUUCUGACCUAAGCGAGGGACAGAAUGCAACUUUGGGUUGAGACUUAUGACUAUGUAACACUAGGUGACUGACUUCCAGGAGCAAGCGUGUGCCUACCCUAUGUCCAACAAUGAGAACUUUUGAAAUCCACGUGCUCUGCGUAGAGAGCAUUGAGAUGAAUGUCCUUUCAGAUCCAACAUGGUAAAAAUGACCUGCAGUGUCAAAAGGUGCCUAUGCAUAGAAUGGUAACGCUUCGGGCUAAUGCUCAGCAUCACGAGAAGCUGCAUCAAUGCCUAAUAUCCCCAAUCUCAUGCACUUAGUGCAUUAGCUUGAAGCAUAGAAGCGCUUUCCUGUGUUUGUAUGUCCUUGGCCAGGAGUCGAAGUCUCUUGUUGCUUUACAUUACCCACUCUCCCUUCUGUGCUGAAAUGCCUUCGUCCAUUUUCAUAUCGCCAUUGAUUGGCAAGUAAAAGGUCUGACCAUUUCAAAGGCGCUAGUAAAAGUUUUAAAGAGCAAACACACCUUCUAGGUAUAAAUAGUUGGCAGGAACCUGCUGGAAGGCAAUAGAACUUAAUGAGACAAAUGAAGCUCUUGCAAGCUGUUACUGUAAUGUAUUUAGUUAGUUUCUUUAAAGAGCUCAUUCAGAGGGGAUGCUGUGCCAUGGAAUUGAUUAAAGAAGAAAAAUAUUUUCUUCAUGAUGAAAACAGAAUCACUUUCUUGGCUAGAUCAGAGAGAGUGGGUGUCACCUAUGAACAGCCUUGAAGACAGCAGCCACAAGUAGUUCUGGGGUAGUGUCUGUUCAGACUGAAAUCUGAGAUUAUACAAUGCAUGGGGCAGGGUAAAGCUAAUGAAACCAAAACAGACAAUAGGCUUGGGUUGUUUCAAGAUGAUUGACUGCUGCUUCAUUUAGAAAGGGUGCACCAUGCCGGGAAGGGUUAAGGUCAUUGCACUGUGUUGUAUUACAGCAAAGAGCUGGGUAAUUAGCGAGUUUAGUGCUGAGUGGGGCUGAUUUCUUGGGCGUGUGUGUCUUGGAAGGGUUUUGCUGCUUGUUUCUUGGCAAGUUUGCCAGUGAAGAGUUUCUCCAAAGUAGGUUAAUCUUGAGAGCUCUUUCCCCAGGAAAUUUAGCCCCGGAGAAAUCCCUAAGGAGCAAAGGUCAGUGGUCUUUUGAGCCUUCUUUGGGGACAGACUAUGUGAUUCAGUGCAGAAAGAAUCCUAGGGAGAGACAGAACAUGUGGCCCACAGGUAAAAUGCAUAUAAAGGGAUGAAGAUUCUUUAGGAUGGUACCUAGUUUUCCCUGAAAAAUUCAGUGGUUCCUAAGAUCUAAACCAUAUUUGCUGCCAUUCACCUUCUCCUGCGAUGAAGGCUCCAGCCUACUGGGCCAAAGUGACCCUUGGUAUAACUUUGUUGAAGUCAGUGGAGUUGCAGGGGUGGUGGAAAUGGCCCAUGAACUUGAAGACUAAACUGCACGUGAAUGGGUCAGUCCUGAUUCUUAAUAAAGGAGUCCCAAGGGAGUUCAGCCCUGCGUUUACCCAGCGGUACUGUAGAUAGGAUAAUAAACUGAGAUCACUGAACUCUCCUCUGUAACUGCCCCAGCACCACAAGAAGGGGAGGAAUAGUGACAGUUGGUCACUGCAUCUCCUCCACAGAAGGAAUAACCCGUAGACUCAAGGGUCAGAUUUCCUUGUACUGACCAUUGGCUACGCAAGGGCCUGUUAAUCAGUCUGGAAUAGGGGCUGGCAUUUAGAUUUUGUACUAACAUGAAAAAGUUCUUUGCUUUCUGUAUACCACUCCAUGGGCCUAGACCGUUGGAGUUGUAGCACACCCCCUGCCCCCAAGCCCUAAUACAAGGAUUGCCCUAAUAAAGAAAACACCUAGUUGGGAAUAGAAGCGUGUUUAUCUCACUUUAUUAAAAUUGGACAAAUUGAGUCCUGGUACAAAAGUCCUCAUUAAAACAAUAUUCUACACCUAUUAUUCUUUACUUUAGACCCCCUUCAGAUAAAGACAGUUGUGUACAGCCCUGCCCUCACUCCAUGAUCGGAGGAAGAGGACUUUGGAGAGAUUAUACUGCAAUAGCAAGGAACUCUUUAUACAGCGCUUUUCAUCUAUCGAUCCUGAAACAUUUUACAAAGGAAGGCAAGUGUCAUUAUCCACUAUUUACAGAUGGGAAAACUGAUGCACAGAGAGGGGAAAUGACUUGCCUAAGGUCACACAGCAAACCCGUGGGAACAGAACCUAGGUCUCCUGGCCCAGUACCCUAGUCACUAGACCAUGCUGCCUCCUACUGGGAGGAUCAGAAUGAGUUGGAUUCCCACCUAUCGAACUCCCAACCUAUCAAUAAAUGUCAUCUAAGCCUCCCAGAUCUUCUCAACCCUGUCUGAUUGCUCAUCAUCUCAUCCCUCUCCCCGCCCCUGUUGCCUGUUUCCCUUCCUUCUCUAAAUCCAACCCCUUCCCCAAUCUCUGCAGAAAAGUCCCAAACCCCAUGCCCCCAAUAUCUCAGGACUAAAAGGGCAGAGAUUGGAGAGUAGGGGGUCAGUGCAUGGAGAAGGAGGGGAUCUCACCUGUGUAAAAUCUGGAGCAAAUUAGCAAGGGAGGAAAGAACAGCGGCAGCAGAGCAGCUGGGUGUCUGAGCUGAGAAGCAGCGAGCAUCUAGCAGCAACAGCAGAGAGUGAUCCCCAAACUCCCCCUUGCACCCGACCCAGCAGCAAGUCCCACCCUGGCCAGUACAAAAGGGAUUGACAGGGAUUCUACAAGCGAUGGAUUUGCAACAGCUGAUGAGCCCCUUGCGAGAGGAGGGGGAGGGAAGAUUGCAGUUGAGCCCACCCACCCCACACGAGAGCAGGAGGUGAGGACUGGCUCUUUGUGAGCGGCAGGCUGCAUAAGAAGAAAAGUGGUGGGGGAAAGAUGCCAGGCUGCCUGCAGGAGACUUGGAAAGGAGCGAAAGGUUGGAGCACUUGUGACCGGGGAUCUAGCCGCGCUUGUCAGAGUUCAAGAGCUGGAAGGGUCGCAGUUUGUGCUUCUGAGAUGCAAGAGGAGGAAUAAAGAGGAGGCAGUUUGUGUGCCGAUGGGGACGUAGCACCAGUGAGAUCUCUGGGGACAGCAGGACAAAGGGAACUCAUGGAUGGGCUUUACCUGCUAGGAGGGGGAGAUGGGCUGGAGAUGAUCAAUGACACCCUCAGCAGGACAAGUUGGGUGGAGGAGGACAACUCGGAGCUGUCCUUGCGGGUGGCGAUGGCUGCCCUGCUCUUCUUCCUCAUCCUCUCUACCUUGCUGGGCAACACCCUGGUGUGCGUGGCUGUGAUCAAGUUCCGGCACCUGCGCUCCAAGGUCACCAACUUCUUCGUCAUCUCGCUGGCUGUCUCCGACCUGUUUGUGGCCGUGCUGGUGAUGCCGUGGAAGGCAGUCGCUGAGGUGGCCGGCUUCUGGCCUUUCAGGGGCUUCUGUGAUGUCUGGGUGGCCUUUGACAUCAUGUGCUCCACAGCCUCCAUCCUCAACCUGUGCAUUAUCAGCAUGGACCGGUACUGGGCCAUCUCCAGCCCCUUCCGCUACGAGAGGAAGAUGACCCAGCGAGUGGCUUUCAUCAUGAUUGGGGUGGCUUGGCUGCUCUCCAUUUUGAUCUCCUUCAUCCCUGUGCAGCUGAGGUGGCACAAAGCCAGUGAGCUCCUUGCCCAGCAGGAACCCGGCUCCAACUCCACACAGGGCUCAGAGGAGAACUGUGACUCCAGCCUCAACAGGACCUAUGCCAUCUCCUCAUCCCUCAUCAGCUUCUACAUCCCCGUCGCCAUCAUGAUCGUCACGUACACCAGGAUCUUCCGCAUCGCUCAGCGGCAGAUCCGCAGGAUCUCCUCUCUGGAGAGAGCUGUGGAGCAUGCCCAGAACUGCCACAGCAAUGACUGCCCCCACGAGGCCUCCCUGAAGAACUCUUUCAAGAAGGAGACCAAAGUCCUCAAGACCCUCUCCAUCAUCAUGGGAGUCUUCGUCUUCUGCUGGCUGCCCUUCUUCGUGCUCAACUGCAUGGUGCCCUUCUGCGACCUUGGCCUGCACGAUCCCGGGGAGCUGCCCUGUGUCAGCGAGACAGUCUUCAACAUCUUUGUCUGGUUCGGCUGGGCCAACUCCUCCCUCAACCCCAUCAUCUACGCUUUCAAUGCUGACUUCAGGAGGGCCUUUGCCACCAUCCUGGCCUGCGGCCGUCUCUGCCCCAGCAAUGCGGUGGAGACGGUGAAUUUCAGCAACGAGCUGGUCUCCUACCACCAUGAUACCACCUACCAGAAGGACGUGGUGACUCUCAGCGACCCGCACCUUCUCCCCCAUGCCACCCUGCAGGCAGAAGACAAUGAGCUGACUUUUGACAAAGUGUCGCAGAUCUCCAAGACCUCCCACAACAACCAUGCCAACGCCAUCUUGCCAGCCGUGGUCCAUGUGGAGUGCGAGAUGGAUAUAUCACUGGAGAAGAUCACUCCCUUCACCUCCAGUGUGCUGGAUUGAAAAGGGAUCAGGAGAGGGAGUCGGGGCGGGGAGACGGGAUAUGGCAGAGAGAGGUCUGCAGCAAAUGGCCCAGUUUCUGGGGAGUGUGCAUACAGGGGAGGGAGGAGAAGAGGAAUUGCUACCCCUCUGGCUGGGAAGGAGUUUGUAUGUAUGUAUUAGCAAGUAUGUUGGUGUCUUCCUUUGUUUCUCUGAUAUACUCAGAAGAGUGACUUUUUAGGGGACUGGAUGGCUUGGGGGGAUGGUGCUUUUCACCUUGAGUCCACGGGUUCAAACCCAGGGCCAGCCCAGGUUGGUAGUGAAUGGAAGUGGUUGAUGUCUGUUGGGUGCCUUAUGUCAAAUGAGUUUGGUGGGUCUCAGUGUAGUUCCUAGGAAAAAGAAAACUCCCUUGUCAUAGUCGUCAGUAGCUUCCUCUGGGAAACCAUGGCCUUGAACAGGCCCCUGAGACUGACCUUGCCUCUCAACCCAUUUAGGAGGGGAAGUGGGGGAGUUUGCCCUACUGCUACUUCUCCCAGUCCUGUGGCUAAGCAAAUGCUUUCACUCUCCUGGGCUACUAAAGUGACACAGAAAAUGCAGCAAACCAGAGGGACUGCUGCCUGCAUGAUUGUUCAUUCAAGCAGGCAGGGCUGGGUAAUGCUAUCAGCUUCAUGGGUGUGACAGCCCUACCUAUCCUGUCAGCCUUUAACUGUGGAGACAGACUUCUCUUGUGAAGCCUUAGUGUAGGGGGGGUAGAGAAGAGUUGCUUUACAAGACACCUUGAUCCUGGCCUUUUCCCCAGCCCCCUCGCUCACAUCUGUUUGCUUGUGCUACAGAUAGCCAUCCCCUGAGACUUAGCAGGGAACAGGCAGCUAGGACACCUGGGUUCUGUUCCUGGCUAUGGGAAGGGAAGAUGGUCUAGAGUUUAGGGCGGGUAACCCAGGAGUCCUGACUGCCAGCUCGAGGGGAGUGUUUAGAACAAGUUUCUGGGUGUUAGGAAGUUGGGAUGCUAAGGCAGAAAGGUGGUGUUGUUGCCAUGCUCUCCUGCUCCUCUCUGGGAAGUUGAGUAAAUAGGCACCAGUUCAGCUGUGAGGAGGUGUCUCUCUUCUUCAUCGCUCUGGCUCAGGCAUGUUAUCUUCCAGCCAAUACAAAUCCAUGGCCCAUUGGAUUGGAGCUUUCAGGCUGCAGUAGUCUGCAGUAAUGGGCCCAAAGGCUGUACCAGGCUGUAGUGCUUUGGCUCAUUGCUGUAGGAUGCUGUGUGCUAAGGGUUUGGUCCUGCAUUUGGGGCAGAACCACGGGUUCUGAACCGGUGCAGAACACGCUUCGGUCCUUUCUCCACUUGCACUUAGGCCGUGUUCAGCUUCACCACACCUGUUGCUUAUCGCUGUUGUCGGCGAAAGGUGCAUUUUCUGCGGCAGCUGACUCCAGUCUGAGUCCUUUGUAUGCAGGGAGUGGAGGAAAGAGUCAGACCCCUGGUUUCAGGGGAAAGAGGUUCCUCUGCUUCUCCCUAUCCUCCAUCAGUCACACUCUCUUUCUUCUCCAUUUCCCCUACAGUCUCUCAACUUCCCAGUCUUUCCAACCCGCACCACCUCUCCCCAUUACAACCGCUCCCGGUGCACUGUCUCAUUUCAAUAACAAUAGCUUUUUGAGACUCUCACUCUUUCCUCACUCACCUGUACUUUUAAAUUAGCAUCUUUGCAUAUUUUAACUUGCGUCUGGUUGCUCCAGUACCAGACAGUGUGUGUGCGGGGGAUAUGGGAGAAACCCCCGGCAUUGCAUUGGAAAACGUGACACUGCUUGAUCGUUUUUAUAAUGUUUUGAUGGGGGAUUGGUUAAACAUUGCAGCAAAAAUGGUAUGUCCACCUUAUCCUGAAUCCAGGUGCCUCCACACUCUGGUAUCUGCAACUCCACAGCGCUGCCAAAGCCUUUCGUUCUCUCUUCCCAACAAACCUUAACAAAGAGAAAUCAGAAGAUGAUAAUUACAGAGUAACUGUAAUUAUCAGAUACAGCCCAGUGACAGUCAAGUCACAGCACAG
Molecule: messenger RNA, 6744 nt
Organism: Chelonia mydas (Green sea turtle)
Lineage: Eukaryota; Metazoa; Chordata; Testudines; Cheloniidae
Product: D(1) dopamine receptor
Exons: 1
Coding region: 3368-4735 (455 amino acids)
Biological process (GO): adenylate cyclase-activating adrenergic receptor signaling pathway
Cellular component (GO): membrane
Molecular function (GO): G protein-coupled receptor activity
Source: RefSeq, a predicted model, not a curated record